Molecule: messenger RNA, 3747 nt
Organism: Tarenaya hassleriana
Lineage: Eukaryota; Viridiplantae; Streptophyta; Magnoliopsida; Brassicales; Cleomaceae
Product: topless-related protein 3-like
Exons: 25
Coding region: 229-3549 (1106 amino acids)
Biological process (GO): regulation of DNA-templated transcription
Molecular function (GO): protein binding
Source: RefSeq, a predicted model, not a curated record
CGCAACGCAUCGAGGAGAGCAAGACCAAGUUCUGUUUUCUCUCUCCUCUCUCUCUGGAAACCCUAGAAGACCUCGGAAUCGGAGCUUGGGAUUAACCCCUAGGCUUACGAGUUCAUGAAUCUGCUUUCCCAAGGCUCCUUUUGUUGAUCGAUCUGAGCUUAAUUUCAGCCGAAUCCUCACAAACUGUUUUCUCUUGCUGUCGGGCGUUUCGUUGGUCCGGUCUCGGAAAUGUCGUCGUUGAGCAGAGAAUUGGUGUUUCUUAUACUUCAAUUUCUUGAGGAAGAGAAAUUCAAGGAAUCUGUACACAGGCUCGAGAAGGAGUCGGGAUUUUUCUUCAACAUGAAGUAUUUUGAGGAGAAAGUUCAUGCCGGAGAAUGGGAUGAGGUCGAGAAAUACUUGUCCGGGUUCACAAAAGUCGAUGACAACAGAUAUUCCAUGAAAAUAUUCUUUGAAAUCCGGAAGCAAAAAUAUCUUGAAGCUCUUGACAAGCAAGACAAGGCCAAGGCUGUUGAAAUAUUGGUGCAGGAUUUGAAAGUAUUCUCGACAUUCAAUGAAGAUCUGUUCAAAGAAAUCACCCAGCUUCUGACUCUUAAUAACUUCAGGGAGAAUGAACAGCUUUCUAAGUAUGGCGACACAAAAACUGCCCGCGGCAUAAUGCUGUCGGAGCUGAAAAAGCUCAUUGAAGCAAACCCUCUUUUCCGUGACAAACUCGUAUUCCCUACUCUGAGAGCAUCAAGACUUAGAACCCUGAUCAAUCAAAGCCUGAAUUGGCAACAUCAACUCUGCAAGAACCCAAGGCCAAAUCCUGAUAUCAAGACAUUAUUCACCGACCACACUUGUACACCACCAAAUGGUCCUCUUCCACCUUCUGCUGGGAAUCUUCCUGUCACUGCAGUUGCAAAACCCUCUCCAUAUCCAUCAGUGGGAGCUCAUGGUCCCUUUCUGUCCGCUGCAGCAGCAGCUAAUCCUGGUGCAUUAGCUGGCUGGAUGGUAAAUGCCUCUGCUUCUUCUUCUGUUCAAGCAGCUGUUGUUACUGCAUCAUCAAUGCCUGUUCCCCAAAAUCAAGUUUCUGUACUGAAACGUCCAAGAACUCCUCCAACAAAUUCUGGUGUAGUUGAUUAUCAGAAUCCAGAACACGAACUCAUGAAGCGGCUUCGACCUGCUCAAUCUGUUGAAGAGGUGACCUAUCCAACUCCUAGACAACAAGCUUCAUGGUCUGCUGAAGACUUGCCAACAAAAGUGGUUUUCGCGUUGCAUCAAGGAACUGCUGUUUCGAGCAUGGAUUUCCAUCCUGCACUCCACACAUUGCUUCUUGUUGGCUCUGAUAGCGGUGAAAUCACUCUUUGGGAACUUUCACUUCGGGAGAGGCUUACCUCAAAGCCAUUUAAGAUCUGGGACAUUUCUGCUUGUUCCUUGCCAUUUCAGGCUUCAAUGGUCAAAGAAACACCUGCAUCGGUCACUCGGGUUUCUUGGAGUCCAGAUGGAAAUUUUGUUGGGGUUGCCUUUACAAAACACUUGAUUCAUUUGUAUGCUUUUUCGGGCCCCAAUGAUUUACGCCAGCAACUUGAGAUCGACGCACAUGUUGGUGCAGUUAAUGACUUGGCUUUUGCCCACCCUAAUAAACAACUUUGUGUUGUCACAUGCGGAGAUGAUAAAUUAAUAAAGGUUUGGGAUCUUCGGGGCCAAAAGCUAUUUACAUUUGAAGGUCAUGAUGCACCUGUUUAUUCCAUUUGCCCUCAUCAUAAGGAGAAUAUCCAGUUCAUUUUUUCGACUUCUAUUGAUGGGAAGAUAAAGGCUUGGCUUUAUGACAAUAUGGGUUCUCGGGUUGAUUAUGAUGCCCCUGGUCAUUGGUGCACGACAAUGCUUUACAGUGCUGAUGGAACUAGGUUAUUUUCAUGUGGAAACAGCAAAGAUGGGGACUCUUUUCUGGUAGAAUGGAACGAAAGUGAAGGCGCCAUAAAGAGGUCUUACGUAGGAUUUAUGAGGAAAAAGUCGAAUGGGAUUGUUCAGUUUGACACGACGCAGAACCACUUUUUAGCAGCUGGUGAAGAUGGACAAAUAAAAUUCUGGGAUAUGGACAAUACCAAACUUCUCAGCAGCACAGAUGCCGAUAGUGGGCUUUCGGCUCUUCCGCGGCUGAAAUUCAACAAGGAAGGCAAUCUCCUUGCUGUUACUACAGCAGAUAAUGGUAUCAAGAUACUUGCAAAUGCUGCUGGUUUCAGAUCUGUUUCUGGCUCUGCUGUUGCAACUGUCACUCCAGUCAACUGUAAAGUGGAAAGGAGCUCUCCUGUAAGAUCCUCUAUGAUAAUCAAUGGAGUAGAUCCAAUGGGACGAACCACGGAAAAGCCAAGAGGUGGUGAAGAUGCCUCUGAAAAGACCAAACCAUGGGAAUUAGCUGAGAUUUUGGAUCCUGCUCAAUGUCGUUUAGUUGCUUUGCCAGACACAACAGACACAACAAGCAAGGUUGUGCGGCUCCUGUACACAAACUCCGGUGUUGGCAUUUUGGCUCUUGGUUCAAAUGGUAUUCAAAAGCUCUGGAAAUGGGCUCGCAAUGAGCAAAACCCAACUGGAAAGGCCACUGCCAGUGUAGUUCCACAACUUUGGCAGCCAAACAGUGGCCUUCUUAUGACGAAUGAUGUCUCAGGAGUCAACCUUGAAGAAGCAGUUCCAUGCAUAGCUCUUUCCAAGAACGACUCCUAUGUAAUGUCAGCAACGGGCGGGAAGGUUUCAUUGUUUAACAUGAUGACCUUCAAGGUAAUGACAACAUUCAUGUCACCACCACCUGCUUCAACGUUCCUGGCAUUCCAUCCUCAGGACAACAAUAUCAUUGCCAUCGGAACAGAGGAUUCUUCAAUCCACAUAUACAAUGUUCGAGUUGAUGAGGUUAAGUCGAAAUUGAAGGGCCACCAGAAACGGAUCACUGGGCUAGCGUUUUCUGCACAGCUUCAUAUCUUAGUUUCAUCUGGUGCCGAUGCUCAACUGUGUGUAUGGAACAUUGAUACAUGGGAAAGACGGAAGUCGAUUACCAUCCAAAUGCCGGCUGGGAAGGCUCCGACAGGAGAAACACGGGUUCAGUUCCACACUGACCAAAUCCGUAUGCUUGUAGUUCACGAGACUCAGCUGGCCAUAUAUGAUGCCUCUAACAUGGAGAGGAUCAGACAGUGGGUUCCUCAAGAUGGAUUGUCUGCAACAAUAUCUUCUGCUGCAUAUUCCUGCAACAGUCAACUAAUCUAUGCGACGUUCUGCGAUGGUAACGUUGGCGUGUUCGAUGCUGAUAGUCUCAGACUCAGAUGCCGCAUCGCCCCGAACACUUAUUUGUCACAGGCUGCUCUAAACGCGAAACCACCGAUUCACCCAUUCGUCGUGGCUGCACACCCGCACGAUCAGAACCAGUUCGCGGUCGGUCUAACGGAUGGCUCGGUGAAAGUGUUGGAGCCCUCAGAAAGCGAAGGGAAAUGGGGAGUGCCCCCCCCCCCGCCAGCCGCAACUGACAACGGAAUCCUUGCCGGAAGGCCAUCAACGGCAGGCCAAGAACAGUUGCAGAGAUGAAGAUUUGAUCGAACAGAUAAUACAUUAAGAGUUUUCAUUAUAUCAUUUACGUGUAGAUUUUUAGGGAUCAGGGUUUUAGGGAACAACCGAAGAAAAAAAAGGAGAUUCUAAUGAUUUGUUUGUUAGGAUAAAACCAUUUUGUGGUAAUAAUUUGUCUUGUUUCACUUUCAUGUCUUUAUUAAAUUUUUAAGUCAUGUU